UGUGAAUGCAGCAUCGGGGACAUCACUGCCAGUAGAAGGAGCUCUUCAGGCUUACCUAAUCCAAAAGCCAAACAUACACAAACAUGGCGAUAUCACAAGCAGGCAAGAUGCAGUCCUCCCUUCGGUGGUCGUUAUAUUUAUUAGUCCUCUGGGUUGCAGAAAUAAAUUCGUCGACCCUCCGUCUUCACCCGGAGCAGCGCUACAUGCUGCCGCAAAACAGAGGAUUUUUCACAAUAGAAGCAAAUGAGGAUUUAGCAGACGGAGAUGGAGGAGGCGCAGCGGCUCCAGCGCUGCCGCUGGCCGCUCGUAGUGCCGCUGAAGGCGGGUCGGACUUCGGCGCCUACCCGCAUCAUCGAACCCGCCGGAGCACUGGAGAAUCUACUAACGUUAUGCCAAAGGUGUACGGGCAGGCCAACCUGAACGACUCUCAUAACCAGAUGGUGGUCCACUGGGCUGGAGAGAAGAGCAACGUCAUCGUAGCCUUGGCCAGAGACAGCGCAGGAGCCACCGGGCCCAAAACCAGCUCUGUCUAUGUGUCCAAUGACUAUGGGACCACUUUUACGCUCGUUUCAGACAAGUUCCAACUUUCAGGGGUCAAGGCCAAGGACGGCAGCAAGCAGGUCAUCUCCCAGUUCUACCACAGCCCUGCAGACAACAGGAGGUACCUUUUUGUAGACUCCACCAACAACUACCUGUGGAACACCUUUGACUUCUGUAAGAGCGUCCAGGGCUUCUCCCUGCCCUUCAAACCGACAGACCUGCUGCUCCACAGCAGAAGAUCCAACCUGGUUCUUGGCUACGACAGCUCUCACCCAAACAAACAGCUGUGGAAAUCAGACGACUUUGGGGAGACAUGGGUGUUGAUCCAAGAGCACGUGAAGACCUACUUUUGGGGCGUGGAGCCCUACGACCCCCCGACCACAGUGCUGGUCCAGAGGCACGAGCCCCAGGGUGUCUCCACUAUCCUCAGCAGCACCGACUUCUUCCAGAGUGAAUUGAACCGCAGAGUGAUCUUAGAGCAGGUCGACAGCUUCCAGCUCCGAGACAAGUACAUGUUCGCCACGACCACACGGAAACAGUUUGGCAGCCACGAAGCUUCAUCUGUUCAGCUCUGGGUCUCCUACAACCGCCAGCCAAUGAAAGCUGCCCAGUUUAUGACCCGACAUCCAAUCACAGAGUACUACAUAGCAGAUGCGUCGGAGGACCAAGUGUUUGUGUGUGUGAACCACCUGAACAACGUCACACACCUCUACAUCUCAGACACACAGGGCCUGGCCUUCUCUCUGUCACUGGAGAAUGUUCUGUACUACAGUCCUGAGGGCUCCGGCAGCAACACACUGAUCAGGUACUUUGCCAGUGAGCCUUUCGCAGACCUGCACCGUGUGGAGGGGCUGCGAGGAGUCUUCAUUGCCACGCUCAUCAACGGCUCGGUCAGCGAGGACAACAUGCGAUCCGUCAUCACUUUCGACAAGGGAGGGACGUGGGAGCUGCUUCAGCCGCCUGCUGCCGACAGCCUGGGAGGAACUGUGGACUGCCAGCUCAGUAAAGGUUGCUCUCUCCACCUCGCCCAGCGCUGGAGCCAGCUGUUCAACAUCCAGCUGAGGAGGAUGCCCAUUUUAUCCAAGGACUCUGCACCAGGACUCAUCAUGGCCACAGGAUCUGUAGGCAGGAACUUGGCCAACAAGCCUAAUGUGUAUGUAUCCAGCAGCGCUGGAGCCCGGUGGAAGGAGGCACUGGCAGGUCCUCAUUUCUACACCUGGGGCGACCAUGGUGGCAUCCUGAUGGCUAUUGCACAAGGAGGCGCCACCACACAUCUAAAAUUCAGCACCAAUGAAGGCGAGAGGUGGACCGACUUUCAGUUCUCAGACAGGGAGGUGUACGUUUACCAGCUGCUGACUGAGCCCGGGGAGAAGAGCACCAUCUUCACCAUCUUUGGCUCCUACGCCGACCAGAGACACAGCUGGCUCAUCCUGCAGGUCAACACCUCAGAAGUUCUGGGUGUGCCGUGUUCUGAGGCUGACUACAAGCGCUGGUCUCCAUCAGAUGAGCAUGGUAACGAGUGUCUGUUGGGCCGAGAGAUAACGUUUAAGAGACGAGCUCCCCACGCUACAUGUUUUAACGGGGAGGACUUUGACCGGCCCGUCACCAUCUCUAACUGCUCCUGCACACGCCAGGACUACGAAUGUGACUACGGCUUCAAGCUGAGUGAAGACUUGUCUCUGCAGGUGUGUGUGCCUGACCCUGAGUUCUUAGGCGACCUCUAUGCUCCCCCAGUGCCAUGUCCUGUCGGCACCACCUACCGCCGCAGCAAAGGCUACAGGAAGGUACCAGGCGACAGCUGUAGUGGAGGAGAUGUGGAGUCCAGACUGGAUGGAGAGAUGCUGCCUUGUCCCGUCGGAGAGAGUAACGAGUUCAUCCUGUACGCGGUGAGGAACUCCAUCCAUCGCUACGACCUGGCCACAGGCACAGAUCAGGCCCUGCCUCUGGCCGGCCUCAGGGAGGCGGUGGCUCUGGACUUCGACUAUGACAGGAACUGCCUGUACUGGGCUGACAUCUCACUGGACACCAUACAGCGUCUGUGUCUGAACGGCAGUACAGGUCAGGAGGUUAUAGUAAGGAAAGAUCUGCAGAAUGUGGAGGCUCUGACCUUUGACCCCAUCAGUAGACUGCUGUACUGGGUUGACGCUGGGGCGCAGAAAAUUGAGGUGUCUAACCCUGAAGGCGACCUGCGUCACACUCUGCUCAACUCUUCUAUCCUGGAACAUCCCAGAGCUCUGGUUCUGCUGCCUGGAGAGAGUCUGAUGUUCUGGACUGACUGGGGAGACCGAGCAGCUGGUGUUUACCGGAGCUACAUGGAUGGGACCAAUGUGUCCUGCAUCGUGUCCGAGGGCGUCCGCUGGCCCAAUGGGAUCACAGCUGACGACCACUGGCUGUACUGGACUGAAGCGUACAGCGACCGCAUCGAGAGGGCCGACUUCACCGGGGGCCAGAGGAGCGUUCUCAUGGAGGGGCUGCCCCACCCGUACGCCAUUGCUGUCUUCAAGAAUGACCUGUACUGGGACGACUGGUCCAGAAUGGGGAUAUUCAAAGCUCCAAAAGCUGGUUCCCAGAGCAAUGAGCUCAUUGUUGGCAGACUAACCGGAGUCAUGGACCUCAAGAUCUUCUAUAAGGGGAAGAACAGGGGCCAUAAUGCCUGUGCCGACCAGCCAUGCAGCCUGCUGUGUCUGCCUCAGCCCGGCCACCGACACACCUGUGUCUGCCCAGACAGUUCCCCGACUGUAACCAUGCCCAAUGGAGAGCUGCAGUGCCAGUGUCCCACAGGCUACCAGCUCCAAAACGACUCCUGCGUCAAGACUGAGCACAGCUGUUUGCCCAACCAGUACCGUUGCUCUAACGGCCGCUGCAUCAGCAGCAUCUGGAAGUGUGACAGCGACAAUGACUGCGGAGACAUGAGUGAUGAACAGGAAUGUCCCACUACGACCUGUGACCCAUCCAACCAGUUCCGCUGCGUGGCCUCGGGUUCCUGCAUCCCCCUGGCCUUCAAAUGUGACCAUGAAGAUGACUGCGGAGACAACAGUGAUGAGGACCACUGUGAGUCUCAUCAGUGUGGCCCAGGAGAGUUUACAUGUGCACGAGGUGUUUGUAUCCGCGAGGCAUGGCGCUGUGAUGGAGACAAUGACUGCAGAGACUGGUCAGAUGAGGCCAACUGCACAGUGGGCCACCAUACAUGCGAGGCCAGUAGCUUCCAGUGCCACACAGGUCACUGUAUACCACAGCGCUGGAUGUGUGACGGUGAUGACGACUGCCAGGAUGACUCCGAUGAAGACCCCCGAUAUUGUGAAGGAACUCGGUGUAAUGGCUUCCUCUGCUCCAAUCACACCUGCCUUCCAGCCACCGCACACUGCAACGGGAUCCAGGAGUGUUCAGACGGUGCUGAUGAGCACAACUGCGACCCCCUGUGUACUCGCUACAUGGAGUUUGUCUGUAAAAACCGAGCCCAGUGUCUGUUUCAGUCGCUGGUUUGUGACGGGAUCAAACACUGCGAAGACGGAUCUGAUGAGGACGCCGAGUAUGCUGGAUGUGCCACGCCAUCUGAGUUUGGCAAAGUGUGUGAUGCCUACACCUUCCAGUGUGCCAACGGAGUGUGUGUGAGCCUGGAGUGGAAGUGUGACGGCAUGGACGACUGUGGGGAUUACUCUGAUGAAGCCAACUGUGCUGCUCCCACUGAGGUCCCAGGCUGCUCCAGGUAUUUCCAGUAUGAGUGUAGAAAUGGGCGCUGUAUUCCAACGUGGUGGAAGUGCGACGGGGAGAACGACUGUGGGGACUGGUCUGAUGAGGCCCAGUGUACAGGUGGUGUUACCCCUCACACUGUAGCCCCUGGUCCCUCUACUUGUGCCCCCAACCGCUUCCACUGUGGCUCUGGAGCUUGUAUCAUCAACACCUGGGUGUGUGACGGCUACGCUGACUGUCCUGAUGGCAGCGAUGAGCUGGGAUGUCCCACAGCUAACGGCUCUGUGACGCUGGCUCCAGUACCCACCCAGGCCCCUCCUCCCCAGCCCUCCCCUGGUCGCUGCAGUCGGGGUCAGUUCCUGUGUCGCCGACCCCCCCGCUGCAUCCCCGACUGGCAGCGCUGUGACGGCCAGCUCCACUGCCAGGACGGCUCUGAUGAAGCCCACUGCCCCACUCGUGGGCCUCUGUUCUGCUUUAACGGGACUCGCUGUUCUGAUGGUGAAGCCUGCGUACUGGACAGUGAGAGAUGUGAUGGCUUCCUGGACUGCUCUGACCACAGCGACGAGGACAACUGCACCCUGGACACCCUUGCCUAUAAAGUCCAGAACCUCCAGUGGACACCAGACUUCUUGGGUGCCAUCACACUGACCUGGUCUCGCCCCAAAAACCUUCCUCUGGACUCCUGCUACUUCCUCAUUUACUACAGGCUCGUGGGCACCCAGCAGUGGACCAUUAUGGACACUCACAGCAACAAGACCAGCUACAAACUGACCGUGCUGAAACCAGACACCACCUACCAUGUCAAGGUGCUCACUCAGUGUCUCAGCAAGCUGCAUAAGACCAACGAGGUGAUCACAGUCAGGACACCAGAGGGACUGCCCGACCCACCCAGGAACCUGCAGCUGUCUUGUGAUAACGGGGAGGAUGGGACGGUGGACGUUUCCUGGAGUCCUCCUGACAAAGGACAUGGCUCCAUCAGAGAAUACAUUGUUGAGUACAGUGAGCGAGGAGCUCUUGAUUGGAUGUCACAGAGAUGCACCACAACCAACGCUGAGGUGAAGGAGCUGCAGCCAGACACUCUGUACAGGUUCAGGGUGGCAGCAGUGACCAGUCGAGGUGUGGGCAACUGGACCGAGGUUAAGUCCAUCACCCCCAAGAAAGCUCUGCCUCCUCCCUCUGUGAUCGCUGACAGCAUCACAGCAAACUCCAUGAGCCUUUCAUUCAGCUUCAACUCCCAGUAUGAGGUGAAACAGUACAAAGUGAUUCUCUCCUGGCAGUUUGACACCCACGUCAAGGAGAGCAAGAACUACACAGUCAGCGAGAGGAUCCUCAAAGCUACAAACCUGACAGCAGGGACGAUGUAUGAGGUGGCCGUGUGGGCUCACACCAGUAUAGGAGACAGUCCCACCGCCCUGUCCCAUCAUCAGACCACUGGCACCCAGCCAGACCGGCCUCUCCUCAAAGCACGGGCCCUCAACCAGACUGCUGUGGACUGCAGCUGGACCAUCAGCAGACCCCCUGCUCAGAUGUAUGGUGUGUUUUAUGCCACCUCCUUCCUGGACCUGUACCGCAGUCCUCGUCAGGUCUGCACCACUUCUCUCAGCCUGACAGUCACAGUAGACAGCGAUGAACAGUAUCUCUUCCUGGUGCGUGCUGUCACUCCCUUCCUGGGUCCUCCCUCUGACUACGCUGUGACGAAAAUGAUUCCCAACGAGAGGCUGCCCCCCAGAAACCUCCAUCGUGUGCGAGUAGACAAGACACAGGCCACGCUGAAGUGGCAGCCGCCCUACGACGCCCCAAACACACCUCUGACAUAUGCGAUCCACGUUAGGGACGUGAUCCGUAAGGUGGAACGGGACUACAAGCUGACCACCCAGAACAACACAGUAGAGUACCUGCUGAAAGGCUUGGAGCCCGGAGGACGAUACAGCAUCUCAGUCCGCCUGCGCAACAUGAGCAAGGAGGCCAGCUUUACUCUCAGCACAGUUCCUCUUCCGGCUCCUGAAGCCCUGAAGAUUUUGACAGAGAAAGACCACGUGUUCCUCUUCUGGAAGAGUCUGGCUGUCAGAGAGAAGGGCUUCAAUGAGAGCAGGGGGUAUGAAGUGCAUGUGUAUGACAGUGUAACCAACCAGACGUCCUACCUGGGAAACACGACAGAAACCUAUUUCCGCAUCAGCAGCCUGCUGGUGGCACACAACUACACUUUCUCUGUGCAGGCCCGCUGCCUGCUCAACGGUCAGCUGUGUGGGGAGCCCGCACUACUGCUGUAUAACCAGCUGACAGCAGGGGCCAGUGAUGCCUCCCGCAGUGAGGGUCACUCAGGAGACAUGGCGGCGGUGGUGGUCCCGGUCCUCUUCCUGCUGCUGCUCGGAGUGUGUGGCGGCUUGGUGGCGCUCUACCUCCGACACCGCCGACUUCAGAACAAUUUUACUGCCUUCGCAAACUCCCAUUACAACUCGCGCCUGGGCUCUGCUAUCUUCUCCUCCGGGGAUGAACUGGGUGAUGAUGAUGAAGAUGCUCCAAUGAUCAGCGGCUUCUCAGACGAUGUUCCCAUGGUCAUCGCGUAGCAAGACGUCCCUUCAUUACCUAUUUCUCUCUUCCCUUCUCCACUUGUCUUCUUCCGCACCCACUCCCCUUUAUCUGCAUCACUCCCUAUCAGUGGCGCGGUACGAUGGAGUGAAGAGGAAACAGGCGGAAACGCCAUCCCAAAUCCGUCAAUGGGAAACCACACUGAUUAGCAGGAAACAUGAAGAAAAAUUGAAAAGUGUAAAGAGAGAAAGAGAUAUUUUUCAAAUAUACAAUGCACUUUUUUUGGAUGCGCAAUAACUUAUUUUUUAUAAUAUUAAAUAUAUAUAUAUAUAUGGGGUCAGAAAAGGACUGUGAGGAAGAGGUGGACACUGAAGCAAACUGUGAAGGAUUUGAGUUUGUCGAGCGCGCCAGGGAAAGAGAGACCCUAUUUGUAAUGCAAACUCACUAUCCAUAGGAGCGGUUCAUUGCUUAAAGCCAAAAUAAGCAUCCAGAGACUGAAAUAUAGAAUGCAAAAAACACACACAUUGAAAAAAAAUACAAAUAUAUAGACAAAUGCUGUAUACAGUAUGUACAAAUAGAAAAUAUCGGAGCAGUAAUAGUUACAUAUUUUGGUAAUAGUACCGUGUGUACUAUAGCAGUAUAUGUAACGUUGGUGCCCAGAGUGAGGCAGUUGGAAGCGUUAACUGUGGAUUAUAUUUCAUCAUGUCUGUUUGAAUGAUCACCAGUUUGGAAACUGUUGAUUAUUGUAAAUGCAUUAACAAAAUCUUUGACACUCAGCGCAGCCAAACAGCUCAGUGAUUAGAUUGACCAGUGGCACCAUGUAGUGUCCUCCAUAGAUACACCUUUAUUUUCCACCACCAGCACACUGUUGUAUGUCUGUAUGUAGAGGCAACAUAUGUACCACGAUACGAGAAUAUUCCUGGCUUUGAGGGGGAAAGAAUCCCUCACAGCAUUGUCGAGAUCAUCAGAAAUAUUUGUAAAUAUUGGCUUUUAAAAUGUCCUCUCCUUGUAAUGCUGCACCACAUUAUUCUGUAAAAUGUGUAUUUAAUUUUUUUUUUUUAUCAUUCAGGACCACAAAUUAUCGUCCCCAGCAUUUUGCCAUAGCUGUAGUCUUAGAGGAAGUGGGUUCUCAGGGAACUGUGUUGGAGCGGACACCAGCGCAGCACCUCCAUCACCACCAUGACUUAGGCAGCACUGUCCAUCUACUGUUGAAUAGGUACUGGAUCAGCUGUGGGUGGAAUGACUGGCAGAUGCAGAUUAUUGUCAGUAGUUGUGAUGAAGAGUCAGGUUCAGGCUCACCAUCUGGUUUAGAAAAAGAUUGAAAGGGUACAUUCAAACAAAAUCACAAAAACAACAUGUUUUAACUGACCUGUAGUAGCAUCUAGUAAUGUUGAUAGUUUUGGUUAUAUUUUCCUCUUAGUUUUUCUGAUAUCCGUCUGUGAGAUUUCAACAGCACUUUGUCUUUCCAGAAAGAGUUUGUCUGCUACUCUAGAUCGAUUUUCACAUUUCAAGUUAUUUGUGGCUGGCAAGCUAAUCAGUGUUAUGCUAGCUAGGUGGUAACAUGCUAGCAUGUGCCAGCCACAACAGCCAAGUAAGCUAGCUAGUAAUCCAAUCAUCAUUAAAUGAUAAAUGACUUAAAGGUGGGGCAUGUAUUCUAAUCCAAUACACGUCUUUUUGUCAAAUUCAGCGAACAUCUCCUCACGGCCCGCUAGCUGUCCAUUCAGUGUGUGCGCUGGUUGUACACAGCCCUGGCUCUGUGAAUGGGAAACAAACCACACAGCACUAUUGCAGCCAUGAUUUGUGCGUCAGGUGACGUUAAAUGACUUGCCCACGGACAUUCAGCUGACUUUCUAGUUUGCCAAGAUGUGCUGCUGUUGUGAUGUGAGCUAUAGUAGCAGCAGAGUUGUGAGUAUCGCUGUCUGGAGCUGCUGUGCUGGCUCUGGGAAACGUCUCGUCCUCUCUGGCUGUUAGCUUCACAGCAGCUACUGUAGUGACAGUUUAACCCCCGACCUAGCUAACGUUAGUUCCAGUACUUGCUGUGUCGUUGUUCGCUCUGUAUCAUGGUAUCUGUCAUGAUAUUGGAUUUCUCCAGAAUCUCAUAUCCCACCUUUAAAUGAUCAAUCAAAAUAUUUAGCUAUUUAUUUGCUGUCAAUCAACUAUUCGACUAAUUGUUUCAGCACUAGUGGAUUAACUUUUCCUUCACGAGCACAUCCACUGAUGGUGGCGAUUCUGUUAAAACGAAUUGAUGAAUUGAAAUUAGCUGUUAAAAAUGUCGGUGUGACUGUCCCUAACAGGGCCACUGUUUCUGGUAAGAGAUUUUGCAGUUGAAUUUUUUUGAAUGCAAUUUGUUCGUGCUGUGAGCGCCACAAAUUAAAUUUCAACUCACCUCCAUUGUAUUAGGGUGGAGGCUGAGAUCCAGAUCUCAAAACCUGGUCAGGUGAAACCAAAAUUAACUGCAUGGCUAACACUACUAGGGGAAUGUGGCAAAAUGUCUUUUUUGUAAUUUGGAUGGUCCCUUUAUGUACGUUGAGUCCAAUCUUUGAUCAGUACCAGUUGAUAGGACAGAGAUAAUAAUCUGUGAGGAUAUUGUCUCUCUGUACAUACAGAAUCUAACUGUUGCACGCCUGUAAGUAAAUGUUUCAACAAAAAAACAUAAAAUCAUUGUCUUUGAUCUGCUCUUACCCCCCCCCCCCGACUCUGUACUGUAGUCCAUUAACUGAUAUUUGUGUUUUGCCUCUUGGCUUGAGCCAUUUGAACUGAUGGUGUUCUGCUUUCUAUUGACCGUGUUCUUGUUUUGUUUUUAAAGAUGUCUUCAUGAAUGUAUUUUAUAUCUGUACUUUUUAAGGUACUGUCCCAGCUCAUUAUGCUACUAUCACCACCUGUGAAGUUAAUGCACACUCUCUGGUUUUGCCCUUGCCAUAAGGAAUCUGUAACCCAUUCAAGACCGGCUUCUGCAGACAAAUCUUAGGGUUACAACCCAAGCCCAGUUUACUGACCCAGAGCAGCAAACUCUUCUUUCUUCCCCAGAUCAGUAAACUGUCUGUACUGACAUUUAAGGUUUCCUCAUGACUUUAGCUUGAUUUCACGCAGCUCCUCCCUGUUCAUCACGUGCUUUGUUCUGUUUUUUUUUUUGGCCUUAAGAACAGAUUUUCUGGCAUUAAUGCUGUUUUUUGCUCUGUGGAGUUUCUGUUUUCUGAUUUUCUGUUUUGCCACAUAAUGCCUUAUUAGAACACAUUGGGUUUCUAUGUAAUUUACUGUUUGUAUGAUAGAACACGAGUGCACACGCAUGCAUACACACACGCACACUCGACCCGUACACAAGGCUAAGGAGGCUGAAGAGGAGGUUACUGUUUGGGCAUUUGGGUAGUUUUGUCAGAUCACUGCUCCUUUCUGCGUCGGCUGCUGUAAGCCAGCCACUUAGUCCCUUUUUAGUCAGGUUUUACACAUGUACAAAGUAUAGUUAUUGGUUAUUAUGUGACCUUUUGCUCCCCACUUGUCUUAAUGUCGACUCUUGUCAGUUAGUUUGCUUCAAAAUGUCGUUGGGCACAGAGUUUGAUCAUGUUGGACUUGGCCAUGUUUGAAGAUGUUCAUUUCUUGCUUGCUUAUCAGAGGUUGCAAGAACAAUGAGAUGUUUGGAGAAACAGUGUGAGGUGUUUUGAAAACCACUUAUACUGAAAUAAACUUACUGAAAAUCUAA
Molecule: messenger RNA, 10456 nt
Organism: Siniperca chuatsi (mandarin fish)
Lineage: Eukaryota; Metazoa; Chordata; Actinopteri; Centrarchiformes; Sinipercidae
Gene: sorl1
Product: sortilin-related receptor, L(DLR class) A repeats containing
Exons: 48
Coding region: 84-6797 (2237 amino acids)
Biological process (GO): protein targeting to lysosome; protein retention in Golgi apparatus; post-Golgi vesicle-mediated transport
Cellular component (GO): membrane; Golgi apparatus
Molecular function (GO): protein binding
Source: RefSeq, a predicted model, not a curated record